UGUUAAUACAACUUACUGAUGGGGUUACGGUUGUGCUUACCAACCAAAAAGGAGUUAAUAAAGAACCACCAAAUGUCUAUAUGGCUACGGUAGAACAUCCGAAUGUCGAAAUGUCCGAAAUUCAAUUUCCUAAAGCCGAAUUUCCCGAAAUUCAAAUUCCUGAAGUCAAUUUUCCUUCAUUCGAUUCAAUUUUUGAAAAAAUUC
Dentiscutata erythropus is the source of this 204-nucleotide messenger RNA. The record is from the annotation of a GenBank genome assembly. NCBI's taxonomy places the organism in Eukaryota, Fungi, Glomeromycota, Glomeromycetes, Diversisporales, Gigasporaceae.